CGCCAGGUUGUGUCAUGCUGGGCAGCAGGGUGUGUGUUACGACGCGCAGUUUGAUUUGGACACUCAGCGACUAUCUGCGUUAUGAAGACCGUCGCUCCCGGAUGGUCGCGGACUUCCCCCAACGCCGAGCUGUCAGUUACGAGCCAACGUCGCGUUACAUUCGGCGGGGCGUGUCCUGCGCCUUCAACGCCCACAGCUGUGUGCGGGCUCGAGGGACCUGUUCCACGCACGAGCGUCGGGAAGUCUGAUGAUACUGGUGUCAGUCAGCUGGCCUGUCGAGCAGGAUGUGCAGGGCGUCGGCUCGUACUUUACACAGAUGUGAUUUAGUGCCUCAGCAGAUUUUACUCUCCAAUGGCAGACCAAGGCACACUGUCUUCAAAGAGAGGAACUGAAGAAGACACAAUGUCCGUGACGGUGGAGACCACAGCGUCCGGGGUGCCUCUGCCUCUCCCGACCCACUUCUCCCACGCGGAGCAGUCCUUCUCCCUCAAAAAGCGACAUGUGCCCUUUUCCCUGUCGCCCAUGUCCAACUCGCCCUACUCUUCCCCCGCCCGGCUCUCGCGUUCUUUGCCCCCGCUGCCGCCGUCCAAGGGAUGCCCCCCCUUGAGCCGGAUGUUCCCGCAGCAUCCAUCCCCCUGGACACCCCUGUCUGGCUCCCUUAGUAAGUCUCCCUGUCCCAAUUCUGUGUACGAUCCCAGCAAACAGCAGUCCUAUUUCAGUCAGUGCUUCACUAAUUUGGGUUUGCUGGGAAGAGGAUCCUUUGGAGAGGUCUACAAGGUGCAGAGUAAUGAGGAUGGUCGCCAGUAUGCAGUGAAGCGCUCCGCUCAUCGCUUCAGGGGUAACAGCGAGAGGAACCGGAGUGUGAGGGAAGCCAGGAACCACGAGCGCCUGUGUCCUCACCCCCACAUCCUGUAUUUUGUGGCAGCCUGGGAGGAGUGUGGUCGAUUGUACAUUCAGACAGAGCUGUGCAGCACCAGUUUGCUGCUCCACGCUGAGGACCAGCCUCCCGGCACAGACGAGCCUGCAGCGUGGGCCUACUUGUGCGACCUCCUCUCAGCACUGCAACACUUGCACUCUCGUGGUUUCGUUCAUCUGGACCUCAAGCCUGCCAAUGUCCUCCUCACUGACUCCGGUCGCCUCAAGCUGGGUGACUUUGGGCUGCUGCUUGAGCUCAAAGACAAGAGUACAGAGCCUGUCGGGGAGAAAGUGAAAGAGGAUGCUCAGGAGGGAGAUCCCAGAUACAUGGCCCCCGAGCUUCUCCGUGGCGACUAUGGACCUGCUGCAGAUGUUUUCAGUUUGGGUGUUUCUAUUCUGGAGCUCGCCUGUAAUAUGGAAGUUCCAAAUGGUGGAGAGGGCUGGCAACAGCUCAGACAAGGCUGCCUCCCCUCAGAGUUUACCAGUGGCCUGUCGACUGAGCUGCAGACUGUAUUACAGAUGAUGCUGGCACCGGAGCCUUCUGAGAGGCCGACAGUCUCGGAGCUUCUUGAUCUCCCUUCUGUCAGGAAACACAGGUGGAAGAGGCGCAUCUAUCUUAUGGUCACGGAGACUGUGCUGACACUGGCCUCCCUCUUUCAGUUGGUGGUGUGCUUUGGGUGCAGACUCCUGUCCUCCCACUUGUCCUUUCUUCCUCGUUGGACCAAACCAGUGCCCUGCACUCCUCCUAAGGACAGUUGGGACCGGGAUUUAACCCUGUCCCUCAGCGCAAUGCAUGCUGACUCGGGCAGCCCGGAGGAUGACGCAGUGUUUCUGUUGGAUCACACAGACGCAGAGCUUUCGCCCAACUUCUCACACAGGGUGAAAUCCAGACUGUCUGUGGAAAGCACAUCCACUCCUCUCCCAUGUUUACUGACACACAAUCAUCAAAGUCCUGCCCACACACCCACUCACUCAAAUCCGGGUGCCUGGUCCUCCUGUAGCUUGGUCCAAACCCCCUGUAGCGUCCGCUCUAAUGGUUCGUGCCGCACGCUGACCCCAAGUGCAAGCCCCAUUCACACAGGGCUUCAUAUGGAGAGCAUGACUGAAAAGUCCGUGCAGAGCCGCGAGUCUUCAUCCACCAAGUCUUCACAGCGGCGUGGUCAUAACUGGGUGCAGGCUGAGGAGGCUUUACCCCGACCCAACUUUGAACCAAAGAACCUGCUCAGUCUGUUCGAGGAAACGUCUUUCGAGGAACAGCCAUGAGUACAAGACUGCCAGUUUACCUUUGUGUCAGGUUUAAUGCCAACGGAUCUAUGAAUCUACCAAGUUCACUGCUUUGUUUGUAUGAACUGUUUUUUUGCCAUUUUGUGACAGUCGUGCAACAGAUUCUUUUAACAAGUAUUUGGAGAAAAGCCUUGAAUAUGUAAUCAAACCUUAAAGCACUUUUAUGUUAUGUAAAUGCAAUCCAUUGCUGUAAUGACAAGUCGUGGUUUAUUGUUGAAUAAGUUAUCCUUAGCUUGGUGUGCUCUGAGUCAUGAACCUCAAGAGUUGCAGAAGAAAAAAUAAAAUGAGGAAAAUGCAGAAUC
This is a messenger RNA of Scophthalmus maximus (turbot), 2501 nucleotides long. It is a transcript of the gene pkmyt1, whose product is annotated as protein kinase, membrane associated tyrosine/threonine 1. The record is from RefSeq and is a predicted model, not a curated record. The coding region runs from base 352 to 2178 and encodes 608 amino acids. The transcript is spliced from 9 exons. NCBI's taxonomy places the organism in Eukaryota, Metazoa, Chordata, Actinopteri, Pleuronectiformes, Scophthalmidae. Gene Ontology annotation, biological process: protein phosphorylation. Gene Ontology annotation, molecular function: ATP binding; protein kinase activity.